This is a messenger RNA of Botrytis cinerea B05.10, 1905 nucleotides long. RefSeq lists its product as hypothetical. Lineage: Eukaryota; Fungi; Ascomycota; Leotiomycetes; Helotiales; Sclerotiniaceae. The record is from RefSeq and is a predicted model, not a curated record. Bases 93 to 992 code for a protein of 299 amino acids. The transcript has 3 exons.
GAUUGAAGUUACUCAUUCGUGUCUUUUGAUCAAAUCUACCUAUUCUCUGGGCAAUACAACAAAUAGCAGAUCAAUACAUUGAAAGAUCCAAUAUGACAAUACCAGCAAAUUUAACCAUGGUGCAGAGAUGCGAAGAGGUUCGCGCUCUUCUCGCUUUUGAAAGACCAGAAAAUCCUGAAACCAACGAAAUAGAAUGGCAAUCUUUUCUUCACAGACGCCAUGGUUUAUAUACCAAAUUCCCAUAUGAAAGUGAUGAUGACGAUGACGAUGAAGAUGAAGACGAAGACGCGAAAACUCAGGAACGGCAUUCAUAUUCUAUCUCAGAUGCGAAACCACAGAGAAAUUCAUUCUUGCGAUUAACCGAAACACUUUCGAAUUCAUCGUCUCAAAUUAAACCCGCUCAAGUGACACAUUCUUCCACCAGGUGCUCCGAAGAUCCGGAAACAAUUAAUACUCGUCUCGGUAUCAUUCUCGUGCAAUCUUCCCGUUCAAUCAACACGCUUCAAUCAUGCUUCAACUCCGAACUGGCAUUAUUGACGUCUCGAUAUGCUGGUUUGGCUUUUGUGAAAGAUGGAGGAAAAGUCCCACUACUUGUUGAGACUCAUGAAUUGAUUGGUGAUACGUUAUCGCUCUGUGCUUUUUUUCUUGCGUUGCCGAACUUGGAAUGUGCUGGGAUGGAAUUUGCUGAGCUGUUGAAAAAUGCUUUUUGGCUCUCCCACUCUACAUCCUCUUCUCCUCUCCUGCAACUCUUCGCCUUGCGUCUCCUGUCUCUUGCGCUUUAUCUUUUUCAUCCAUUGGGUUUACCUAGUACUAGUAUCUACACAUCGGCGAUGCCCGCGCCGGAUAGUAUCUUGAACUCGUGUUAUCAUGUUGAUCUUUAUGAGAAGGCGGCGCGGAUUUUUGGGGAUGUGGGCAUAUCGGAGGUGGCGGAGAGGUAUGCGGGGGUGGCGAGGUGGGGACGGCUUUGUGUGGAGGGUGAAGGGGGGAUUUGAGGUUGGGCUGUUGAUUGAAUAGGCGGGUAUACAUGUGAGGUCAAAGUCAAAAUAUCUGGUGCGAUUACAAGGGGUUUCAAGAGGCUAUGGCUGGUUGAUUGACUGGUUGACCGGCUGAUCAAUUUCGAAUACCCGAGAUGCAAACCGAGAAUGCGAUAAUGAGAUUCUAUCGCUACUUUAGGUGUCUUGUGUUCUCAUCAAUCUGAGUAUAUCAAAUACUACCUACCGAGACAACAUGAAUUAGCCCGGAAUGCUAGAAGAAUAUUUGAGUAUGGCUAAUACGAUAAGUACCUACUUAUCUUCUCGAUCGCGGAUCUCUACAUAUGCCCUUCAUCAAUCAAGACUUGUUCUUCUUGUUUCCCACCGGUUUCUUCCUUUCGUUGCCGUGUGAUGUCAGGGCUUCUACUUCUACUUCCAUCUGGGUAUGUAGGUAGUAGUGAAUAUCUCCUUGUUGUGUUGUGUUGUGUUGUGUUUUAUUUUGUUUCGUUCGAUACAUGAGAUAUGAGAUCGAAUGCAUGGGAUGAUCGCUACGAUGUUGAUUAGAGAGGUUGCUUCGAGCUUCGGAACAGUGAGAUUCGCUUCGCUUUGGGUUCGGGCUUUGGGAAUGGCUCGUGAUUAAUCUGUGCAAAGGCUGCUUUCUUUUGCUUUUGUCUUUGCGCUGAGUCUGGGGCAUUUGUAUGUGUUAUCAUACCUUUGGGGGGCGAUUGUUGGGACUGGGACUCUUGGGUCUCUCUAGUGUCUCCUAUCGAUCGUUUUUGGGAUGUGAAUCUGUUCUGAAGGAAUCAUAAAUCUUUGCACAAAUGAGAGUGUUGGGGGAUAGUUUCUAGGUCAUGAGAAUUGUCGUCAUCGACAAUCAAGCCAUAUAUCGUGAUGGUCUAGUCAUUUCCUUGCUAAUAUGAUAGGAGGAUUGUCA